AUGAAUACAAAACAGACGACCAGCUUACUGGCUGGCGCUGAUAUUGACAGCCCCUCAGUGAACACAGCCGUUGAGUCUUCCCUCUUUCAAGAAUCAGAAGACAUAGAAAAUACAAAGACAGGUCUUUAUUCCACCUUAGUUGUUUGUUCGGCUGCUGUGGGUGGUUUUAUGUUUGGGUAUGAUACAGCAUGUAUCUCCAGUAUUUUAAUCUUUUUGGACCAAUCACAAUUUACUCUCACUUCAAAAGAGAAAGAAAUUAUAACAGGCAUCACGUCAAUAGGCUCAUUUUUUGGAGCUAUUGGUGCAGCUGUAUUUUCUACAAUGAUUGGAAGAAAACUGAUCAUCACAUUAUGUUGUAUUUUGUUUGCAUUAUCAGCAGUGGAGCUAGGACUUAGCAAUACUGUGCCACUUUUAAUCAUUGGUAGGUUUGUUGUUGGGCUAGCUGUGGGUGCAGCUUCUAUGAUAGUUCCCGUUUAUAUAUCUGAAGUUUCACCAUCCAAGAAAAGAGGUCGCCUGUUAACGUUGAACUCUGUGUCGACAACUGGUGGUCAAUUCAUUGCAAAUUUAAUUGCGUAUGGCAUAAGAAAUACUAAAAACAACUGGAGGUGGAUGUUUGUUGCAAGUGGAAUCCCACCAUUGUUGUUCCUAUGUGUGGUGAAAUUUAUUCCAGAAUCUCCAAGGUAUUUGUUACUCCAUAAUGAUUUUAUUAAGGCUCACAUGGGACUGUCUAUGCUAUACCCCAAUGCAACAAAACAACAAAUAUUAGAUAAAAUCGAGUCGAUACAACACGAUAUCAAAUCAAAUGAGGUACAAAUGAAAAAACCCGUGCAUGAAAGAUUAUUUGGCUCACCAAUAGUGAUAAGGGCUUUAACAGUUGGAUGUGUAUUGAUGUUCUUCCAACAAGCGGUCGGAUUCAAUUCAUUUAUGUAUUAUGGAGCCACAAUUUUCAAGAUAGUUGGUGUUGGAGACCCAUUGAUUGUUUCAAUUUUGAUUAGUGGUACCAAUUUCUUGUUCACUUUCGUUGCUCUAAAGUUCAUUGAUAAAGUUGGUAGACGGAAAAUGUUAUUAUCAACGGUUUGGAUAAUGGGCCUGGGGCUGUUCUUUGCAGCAUUUGGGUUUUAUAAAGCUCAACUACCAACAGACAAAAAUAUUGAAUCCACCUCACUGAACUUUUACUCCAUCCUUCUUGUGGUUUCUGUCCUAGUUUACGUUGGAAGUUAUGCCUCAGCAUUAGGAACUGUACCAUGGAGUUCCGUUGAGUUUUUAUCGCUCGAGGCUAGAGCUCCAGGAGCUGCUAUGAUAGCAUGUACAGGAUGGAUUACAAACUCUAUAGUCUCUGUUACUUUCUUAUCGUUGAUGAAUACGCUUUUGCCCUCGGGGGUUUGUAUUAUGUUUGCAUCGGUUUGUUUCGUUGCCUGGGGAUGUAUAUACGGUUGGUACCCCGAAGUUGCAGGAUUAUCAUUGGAAGAGAUCAGGGAAGUUUUCAGAAAUGGUAUUGAUAUCCAUUAUGUGAAGAGAAGGAGAGACUCUGAGUUGACAGCGAAUACGCAAAUAUGA
Messenger RNA from Hansenula anomala, 1557 nucleotides. It is a transcript of the gene CIN10, whose product is annotated as Cin10p. The record is from RefSeq and is a predicted model, not a curated record. The transcript has a single exon. Gene Ontology annotation, biological process: transmembrane transport. Gene Ontology annotation, molecular function: myo-inositol:proton symporter activity. The coding region runs from base 1 to 1557 and encodes 518 amino acids. Gene Ontology annotation, cellular component: membrane. Lineage: Eukaryota; Fungi; Ascomycota; Saccharomycetes; Phaffomycetales; Wickerhamomycetaceae.